GUGCACGUCCUAACUGAGAGGAGACACUUGAGGAGGUUCAGAGAGUCUAGCAACCUCUAUUUUCUACGCAGUUACACGAAAGAACCGAGAAAGGCAGCACGACUUCUCUAGACAGAAGUACAAAGUUGUGGCGGAUGGCAUAUUCGAAAAAAGUGGGUGAUUCAAUAUUAAAAUGUUUUGCGGAAACAGCACUCGAAACUCCAAAAUACUCUUCAGUAAAAAAAGACCCACGCACUACUUUCGAAACCUACUCUUACAGGUAUUGGAUAGCCUGCUUCUGGAUUGCGUUCAGUACUGCGACCGUGUUCGUUACCAGUGUGAUUAUUGAAUACGCAACACAAGACGUGUUUAGCAGAUACGUAGAGCAACGUGAAGUCGCCAAUGAAUCAUUUCUUUCAUUUCCUAAAAUUUACAUUUGUAACAACGUCAAACAAGACUUGGCUCCAGAUUAUCCAAGCCACAUUGACUGCAAGAUUUUCCCUAACCUUUUUGAAUUGGGGAAUGAACCAUGCGAGCCUAACCAACCGUUUCAAACGCUCACUUUGCUCAACCGUACCUGCAUUGUUUAUAAUGGACUAACAGCUCGAAGCAGAAAUAACUUACUGCGCGUUAAAGUGGACGUUGGCAAUCAUUCUUCUGUCUAUGCUCCUUGGAAGGGGGCGUUUAUGUUUUUGAAAAGCUUGCAUUCUGAAACACCAACAGAGCUUCAAGAUAUUGAACAGUGGAAAAUACUAGAAGCCCAACGAUAUCUUUUAGUGCAGCUGCGUGUAUAUCGAAAGACAAAGACUUUGGAUUCCCAGGAAAAACCUGAACCUAAAGAAGACAAGUACAAAACAGAAGUUGGCCAUUCUGCUUUAGUGGGCUACUAUACAGGUACACAGUCCAAUAGAACAGCAGUCGUAAUCGACUUUUUCUUUCAAAGCUUUGAUGUGGAGACAAUAACAACAUUUCAUUUGCGUAACUACAGUUUGUUUAUCGCUGAUGUGGAAGGUGCGGCCAGCGUUUUUGGCAUCAUUAUAAUGAUUCUAAGCUUUUUUUACGCAGUUGCAUCAUGUAUCUAUCGUUUUCGACAUCCUGAGGCCGACGAUUACAGUGAUUUGUAAACACGGGUAUGUUUGCUGUUGCUGCGAUGAGCAAGAUAGACAUGUGUAGACGCUGUUUAUGUCUUAGCUGACCAAUUUGAUUAGCAAUUGAUAACUGUAUUACUUAGCAUGCUUUGCUAUAUGUGCCGCCUGUUUACUGUUGCUGCUACUUCUUUUAGUGUAGCGCUAAAUACCACGAUUCGUGUGGCAGUUUACAAAUGAGAAAUGUAUGGUAAUGAUUAGAUUAAACAGACAAUGUUUCGUCUCA
This is a messenger RNA of Corticium candelabrum, 1350 nucleotides long. RefSeq lists its product as uncharacterized. Bases 135 to 1103 code for a protein of 322 amino acids. NCBI's taxonomy places the organism in Eukaryota, Metazoa, Porifera, Homoscleromorpha, Homosclerophorida, Plakinidae. The transcript is spliced from 3 exons. The record is from RefSeq and is a predicted model, not a curated record.